Messenger RNA from Drosophila melanogaster (fruit fly), 937 nucleotides. RefSeq lists its product as uncharacterized. The coding region runs from base 19 to 255 and encodes 78 amino acids. The transcript has a single exon. The record is from RefSeq and is marked reviewed. Lineage: Eukaryota; Metazoa; Arthropoda; Insecta; Diptera; Drosophilidae.
UUUUAAGCCUAUUAAGCAAUGAACAAUCUGUGGCGCGAAAUCGGCUUUAUUACCAAGCGAAGGCCGAAGAAACAUGUGAAAAUCAUUCGGAUCAAGAAACGCGUUGCCAAAUCGAAGAAAGUCUUCAAGCGAAGGCAAUAUGAACUGAUACAACUUCAUUUGAGAAAUCGUAUAAAGUAUUUAAUUAUCGAAAAUCUGGAGCAAGCCUUGGCAAAAAUCCAAACUAAGAAAGGGAUUCAGAAGAGCUUAAAGUAACAUAAACCUAAGUUAUGAAAAUUAAAAUUAUUAUUAUUGAGAAAUUACCAGUAUUGCUAGAUAGAUAAUCUUAAAAUUACUGCCCAUUUGAUUUCCCAAACUGUUUCACAGUAAAUUAGACCAUUUUCAAAGAAAAAGCGAACAUAAACAAUAGACGGAAGUGAAAUCAAUUUCAAUUGUUUGCUACCCCAUUGAGAUGAUUAAAAUUUGAAAUAAAAUCUCGUUGGUCGGCUACCACACACACAAUCAUUUUCAAACUGAGCUCAAUAAAAAUCAAAGCCACUGAAGAAUCAUCAUCGCAUUGAAUGCUACGAAUCCGAGCCGAAUGGUAACUUCCCCAGCAUUAAUAAAUAUUUACAGGCACGUCGCGUCCUCUUCAAUGGAAUGGCCUACUGGGCAGUUCCAGUCUCAGUUCUGGCAAUGAAAUCAAAUCAAAUAUGCGCGCUGACGCUUUAUAUAUCGCACCAAAAAGGCAUCCACCAGCAUCGUUCGCUUUCGGUGUGCUCACAAGAAUUUAAAUCAUCCGACUUACAUGCUACUUACAAGCCAAAGCGCCUAUAUGUAUGCCCCAUAAAAUGCGAGCAAGACCGAGUGCAGAAUGGGCAAGUGGAAAAAUGUUAGACAUCACUGACCAAAAUAUUGUUUUGCAAGCUAUGUAUCCUGAAAUUUGAACACAAUUUGG